GGUCCAGUGAUGGACAUGAAUGCGAUGAUUGGUUCCGACAAACACAAGCUGUACCGCGCGGUGAUCGACGACGUGCUGAAUGGCGUCCGCGAGUCGUUUCUGGACGACGGCGUCGACGAACAGGUGUUGAUGGACUUGAAGCAGAUGUGGGAACGAAAGAUCAGCGACACUAAAGCCGUGGACACGAAUGCUCGCGAACCCGAACCCGUCACCCAAACGAAGCACUCGAACCGCAACAACGCCGGCGGCCGUAACGCCGCCGCCAACAAAGAGGCAGCGGCUGCCGCGGCCGCGGCCGCAGCUGCCGCACCACCGGCUGCGACCCAACCCACGCCAGCGGUUCCGAUGGUGACACAGGCCGCCCAACAGCCGUCGCAAACACUGGCACACGUGACCGCCAACGCCACGCAAAUGCAUCCGCCAUUACAGCCGCCGCCAACCACCACAACAACCGUGUUGUCCAACAAUCAUCACCCGAUUCAAGUCAAUCAUCCGACCGCCGGUCAGCAUCACGUACUACAGGCCGGCACUAACAUAGUGUUGGGUCCCUCGGGUAUCAACUAUACCACCUCUACUGAUAACACGGGACAGUCAACCGGCGCCACCGGACCCAAAAUGAUGCUCGUUCAGAGCCCAAACGGGCCAUACCUGGUCUCCUCCGAACCGCUCAACUCUGGCGAUGAUGUUAGCGAUGAAGACCCGACGGAACUGUUCGAGACGGACAAUGUGGUCGUUUGCCAAUACGAUAAGAUUACUCGAAGUCGAAACAAAUGGAAGUUUCACUUAAAAGACGGGAUAAUGAAUCUUCAGGGAAAGGAUUACGUGUUCCAGAAGGCUGUGGGCGACGCCGAGUGGUAA
Medioppia subpectinata is the source of this 858-nucleotide messenger RNA. Lineage: Eukaryota; Metazoa; Arthropoda; Arachnida; Sarcoptiformes; Oppiidae. The record is from the annotation of a GenBank genome assembly.